Linum trigynum is the source of this 2117-nucleotide messenger RNA. Lineage: Eukaryota; Viridiplantae; Streptophyta; Magnoliopsida; Malpighiales; Linaceae. The record is from the annotation of a GenBank genome assembly.
CGCCGCCUGCCACCAAUUGCUUUUCCGAUUCCGAUAGGGAGAAGUGAGAUUCCAUCUCUUCUUGUGGAUUUCAAUCGGAAACAUCGCAUCGCGUCUUCCCGUUCCGGCGAAAGCAAGCUCAAGUGGAGAAUUACUUUGGUAUUUCAACCAAUUUAUUAUUACUUCCUCGGAAGAAUUUCGAUUCAGAUUGAAGAGAAACCCUAAACCUAGAGAGCUUCCGUCCAUCCAUCCAUGGCGUCGCGGAGGAAAGAGGCCGAGGGGAUUGCCUUGCUGUCUGUGUACAGCGAUGAAGACGACGAGGAAAUGGAAGAACCUGGCGAACAGGGAGAUGGAGAAGAAGCGGAGAUGCUGCGGCAGCAACAACAAGAACAGCAACUAGGAGGGAGCGACUAUAAGGAAUCGAAUUAUAUGGAAGAAGAUUCUGCCCAAGACGGGAUGGUUACUGACGAUUACGAAAAUGGAGCUAUCCCGCCGGCGGGUGAACAGAAUGCAUAUUCGAAGGAGGUGGUGCAGCAGCUGCAGCAGGUUCAGGUUUCGUUCUCUUCGUCUACCCGGCAAGUGCAGGACGGUCGAGCGGUUAGUUCGAAGAGAAGUGGGAGAGGGAGCCUUACGAUUGUAGAUUAUGGGCAUGAUGAAAUAGCAAUGUCUCCUGAACCCGAAGAAGGUGAAAUGGAUGCAGGCCAAGAAGAGAUGGUUCCAGGAACUAGUCAGCCAUUUGGCUCUGAGACUUCACAGCCAGCUGAUCACUCGGAAACACCCCAGUCAGAUGAUAUGAACAAUGGCUCCGCUGAAUUGGAAGCUGUUAAGGUGGACUCUAGUGAACUUCCUGAGGGGAAGGCGGAUCCAUUGGAUAAAUUUCUACCUCCGCCACCUAAAGAGAAGUGUCCACCAGAGUUGCAAAAUCGAAUAACAAAGUUCAUCGCUUUGAAGAAAAUUGGUAGAAGUUUCAAUGCAGAGGUUCGUAAUAGAAAGGAUUAUAGGAACCCUGACUUCUUGCUGGACGCUGUUAGAUAUCAGGAUAUUGACCAGAUAGGAACUUGCUUCAGUAAAGAUGUAUUUGACCCUCAUGGAUAUGACAAAAGCGACUUCUAUGAUGAAAUAGAGGCUGAUUUGAGGCGAGAUAAAGAAAGGAGGGAGCAGGAAUUGAAGAAGAGCCCAAAGGUUGAAUUUGUACCAGGAGGAACUCAACCAGGAAUUGUGAUGCCGCCUUCAAAAUUCAGCAUGCCUAUUCCAGUUGCUGCCAGUGGAUUGCCACCAGCACCAGAACCAGUUUCGAGAGAUGGUAGGGCGAACAAGAAGUCCAAAUGGGAUAAGGUUGAUGGCGAUGGAAGGAAUCCUCUCCCAGCUGGCGGGCAAGAGUCUUCAGCCACAGCAGCUGCUGCUGCUCAUGCCGCGCUUCUCUCUGCUGCUAAUGCUGGUUCUGGAUAUCCAGCUUUCGCUCAGCAGAAGCGGCGGGAGGCAGAAGAGAGAAGAUCCGGCGAGCGGAAGAGCGACAGAAGGUCGUGAGUAUUUUCCGGUGAAGUAGGCAGGUUAACUUGCCUCUGUGACAAAGAAUUCAGAACUAUUUUAUUUGAAUCCCCAGAUUAAACAACCACAGACUGAGACAGGAUUUCUCAGAUUUUGGAAUUAGGUUUGGAUGUCAUUUCUCUGCCACUCUUACCUGUUAAGAUUAGAGACGUUGGAGAUUCCUACUUUUGCAAUGCGUCCGAAUCUGAUUAUGUUUGUUCCCACGUUGGGUCUAGUCACCACUCAGACGGUUAAAUUGUAUAUAUACUAGCUUAUAACCGGCCCUUUGGCCGGAAUACUCAUAUUUGAUUAUUUUUAUUUUUAUGUUACUUUUAAGUCUAUUAACCCGUUUAAUCUUAUUGAUAAUCAUUCGAUCGAGAUGAUACAUAAAGAAAUAAUAUAUAGGUCGAACAUUCGGAGAAAUAUCAUAAUCAUUUAAGAAUAUAAAAUAUAAAAAUGUAUCAUUGACCCCAUUUUCAUAAUGCUAAUUAAGUCCCUAUUAAAAUGCUAUUGGUUAGUUUAUUUUACAGUCAAGAAAUAUAGAGUAUAAAAGCUCACUGAAAUUCUCAAACACUCCAUAGAUAGUUUGAAACUAAAUCUUAAACCUCACA